AUGACCGUGGCCACCUUCGAAGGCGAGUUCGAGGAGUUCUUGCAGGACACCCCGGAGAUGUUUGAGGCCUUGACCACAUACAUCGAGGAAGUUUUUGCCACUGCUGAUGAUGUCGAUGAGGUGUUUUCGGAAGAGGAUGAUGAAGCAUAUGUGAUGCCCUCCGUUGAAACCAGUUUGCAGUUCAAGUCAUGUCAUGCCGAAUGUUUCAUGUUGACCCAUGAGUGCAACCCUGUGAUUCUCAUGCCGCCAAUGGUCAGCAUGCUCAAGACGAUUGCCGAGGCCAUCAUUCACCUGCUGACCUUGCUUCUCCAGAUCUUUGUGCAUCAGUUGGAGAAACAAGAAGUGAUCACCGAGACGGAGAUCGAAACCGAUCCCCAGAUCCAUGGACAACUGCAAGAGAUGAUGAAUCAGAUCAACAUGCAGAAGACGGCAUUGGAGAAUCUCAAGGACGAGCUCAUGGUCCAAAAGAAGCCCAACGAACGCAAGAGUCGUGGACCCAUCAUGGGAGCAGGCACAGGUGCUUCCGCCGGAAGUUCAACAGUGCUGAUGUCCCUGCCUCAGACCACGAUGACCCACUGUCGGGGAAAAGCUCCCUGGGUCGUAUCUCAUGCGGCCAGCUGGGAAGAGAUCGAGGAGAUCGAGGAGGUGAUGAUUCAACAAAACAUCCAGAUGACCCCAGUGAACGAGCCCAACAAUCGUGGUGCUCCACCAGUUCCCACGAUGCCACUUCCAGGAAACCUGACUCUGGAAGAAUGGGGGAGCCAUGUGAUCUCCUUUGGGCGAAAGCACAAGGGGAAGUCCUUCGAGACGGUCAUGCGUCAGGACCCCGGGUACUUCCACUGGAGCCUAGCUCGGUACUCGAGCCUGAUGCCGGAGCAACAAGACUUCGUUCGAUUUGGACAACUCUGGAUGACGAGGGGCGCUAUGAUUUCAUCACCUGAGGCUCAGCAGUUCCGCGCAGAAGUUCUAGCAGCUCAAAAGGAUCUUCAGACCAAUGCAACUGUCAAGAACCACAGUUCCAGCUUGAUCCAAUUGGAUGCUUUUGCUUUUGUCCGACAGCAUACUGUGGCAGCCCGUUUUGAUAUGCCAGAAGUUCCUCCGACAGCAUGUUCAUCGUCCGAAAGUUGGCAAGCUGUGUUUGAGGAAGCUCAGACCUUUGCACCACGAGUAGGCAACACCCGAUGUCCUGCAAUUCAACCGCAUGGAAAUGUGGAUGUCUUGGGCCGGCCACCAACCGGUGUUUAUUCUGACCCUGCUGGGGAAUUCCGUGCUGGACACUGGCUUGAUUUUUUGCAACAGCAAAACAUAGAGUCACGUUUGUCCACCGAAGCAUGGCAGAAGGGACGCAUAGAGAGACAUGGUCAAAUUGUCAAGAACAUGUUGGAUCGCUUUGAUCAAGAGAAGAAAAUUGAAGACGUUCAGGAGUUCGACCAAGUCCUUCAGUCUUGCUUCCAAGCCAAGAAUGCUCUAGCUCGUCACCAAGGUUUCUCUCCAGAACAAAUUCUGUCAGGAAAAGCCACGAAAGUGUCAGCCUCACUUACUUCGGAUGAGCAUGCUUCAGCCCAUAGCCUAGCUGACGGUUCCGAUCUAGAAAGUGAAAUUUUCCGCAGAAACCUUGACAUCCGUUCCAGAGCAAGACGCAUGUUUGUGCUUGCCGAUAAUGACUCAGCGAUCCGCAGAGCUUUACUUCGCAAGUCACAACCGCACCCAGGAAACUAUGAAAUAGUUGAUGCAGCCGAGACCGAGAAUGUUCUGUCAUGCCACGAAAUCAGUGACUUCCUCCAUGAGGAUCUCAUGCAGUGGUCUCAGUCUUCCCAUCCGGAAGAACUAGCACAGGUGGCUUCGGCUGGGAAAAGAGCCCGAGCAGAAGUUCAGAUCAAAGAUCUGACCGCAGCCGAGCGAAAGCUUUUCGACACUGCCAAAGUGGGUCCUGACAUGGAAGAAUGUAUGCAAUGA
This is a messenger RNA of Cladocopium goreaui, 1956 nucleotides long. Lineage: Eukaryota; Dinophyceae; Suessiales; Symbiodiniaceae. The record is from the annotation of a GenBank genome assembly.